Saccostrea cuccullata (small rock oyster) is the source of this 7624-nucleotide messenger RNA. RefSeq lists its product as uncharacterized. Gene Ontology annotation, molecular function: protein binding. Lineage: Eukaryota; Metazoa; Mollusca; Bivalvia; Ostreida; Ostreidae. The record is from RefSeq and is a predicted model, not a curated record. The transcript is spliced from 6 exons.
AUGAAAGUGUCUGAUGAAAUAAGAAAACCAAAGUCUGUAAUCCCUCCAAAUGUCAAAGAUGUUUUUGAAAAAGAUGUCAUACGAUGGAAAGAGGAGGAUGGGGUUUACAGUGAAAGCCACGGCUUCCCUGCAAUGUUGGAUCAAGUCAGAAGUCAACAUUACAUGACAUUUGUUGGUGUCCCAGGAUCUGGAAAAUCGGCAACAAUUCAUCACAUAGCUCUGAUACUCCAGAAGGAAGAGUAUGAGGUUGUACCAAUUAUAGACAUCAGGAAGAUUGAAGAUUAUUCUGACUCUCGUCAUCCACAGGUUUUUGUCAUUGAUGAUGUGGUAGGUGUUUUAGGUCUGCAAAAACAAAAGUUAGAGUUAUUGAUAGACUAUGAAAAAAGAAUUUCAGAUCCUUUUAAUAGGAAUACAAAGGUUUUAAUGUCAUGUAGGGAAGCAGUGUUUAAUGAAUGUUACAAAUCAUUUUUCGUAAAUGAGGCAAACACAAUUAAGAUGCAUAGUCCCGAAAAUGCAUUGAAUGAUGAAGACAAAAAAGCGAUUCUUCAGAAACACGGCUUGGAUAGAGAUUUGUUGUCCCCAAAAUUACUUGGAGAAACAUUAGAUAUGUUUCCUCUAUUAUGUAAACUAUACUCAAAAGAGGAGAAAUUUAAGAGCAAUGUUGAAAGGUUCUUUACCUGUCCAGCAGAAUGUAUUUUAGGACAAUUCAAUGAAAUGAAAGGGCGAAAUAGUUUGUGCUAUGCUACAUUGGUCUUGUGCAUGUUGAAUGAAAAAAAACUAUCAAAAGAAAUAUUAACAUUGAAAAACACAGAAAACGACGUUUUCCAGGAAAUGAAAUCAAAAGUAUUGGAAAGUUGUGAAGUUGAAAGUAACACUGAUACAUUUAAAUUUGUUAAAGCAUUGGCAGCUAUGGAGGGUACAUACACAAAACUCUGUGGUACUGAGUACACCAUUAUUCAUGACUCUGUCUUUGAAAUCCUUGUGUAUCAUUAUGGAUGUCAGUUUCCAGAUCUUUUGUUGCAAUAUAUUAGCAGUAGUUACAUUGCUAAUAACGUGAAAGUACAAGAAUGUAAAGAAGAGUCAGAGGUUGAAUAUAAGCAAGAUGAAAAUGAAGAAUUUAGUGCUGAGGAGCAGGAAACAUUAAGUAGUGAAACAAUCCAGGACUCAUUUGAACUCUGCAUAAGGUUAAGAGAGGAUCAGUACCCAAUGUUAGCAGAGCGUUUGUACAGGGAUAUAGAAAAUAUGGAGCUGUAUGAUGUUUUUAUGAAUAAUGUUUUGAAACAUCCUAAGGUUUGUAAGGCUUUUAUUGAGGUGUUAAAGACCAAGUCUUACACAGAGUUGAAGUCUUUGUUUCUGUCAAAACAGAAAGACGUGUCUAAGGAGGUGAGUAAAGGAAAGCGUGUGAGGGAGGAGAGUGAGAAGAGGAAUGAGAGGAGAUGGGAGUGGCGCAGACAGAGGUGCUGGUGAAUAAGAAGUGGUGAUGAUAAAGAAAUAACAUACAGUGUGAGGGUUAUCAGUUGGGUGGUUUACUACGGACACAAUAAGAUCUUACAAUAUAUUUUAAAACAAACUGAAUUACACAAAGAAACAGAGAUUGAACUAUUUUGGAAUUCCUUUAGCCCCAAAUUAAUCUAUGAAGCCAACGAGAGACGAAAUAACUCUGAAAAAGGUAAUGCCACAGACAAAUUAUUUUUAUCGAACUCCAUUACUGAUACAAGAAAUCAAAAACAGAAAAACAGUCAGUCUGUUCCCGAACAUGACCGCUUAUUUGUAUUGAGUUGUUACAGUGGAGAUUUAGAGACUGUAAGAAUAUUAAUUAAGUAUAUCGAUUUAAAACAAACAAACACAAAUGUGAAAUAUUUGUGUGAUACACAAAUGUGUGAUACACCACUGACAGCAGCAUGUCAAGGUGGACAUAUGAGUGUAGUGAAGGAGCUUAUAGAAGCGGGAGCUGAUAUCAAUCAACAAGGUGAGUAUGAUACACCACUGACAGCAGCAUGUGGUAGUGGACAUAUGAGUGUAGUGAAGGAGCUUAUAGAAGCGGGAGCUGAUAUCAAUCCACAAGGUAAGUUUGAUACACCACUGAUAGCAGCAUGUGGUAGUGGACAUAUGAGUGUAGUGAAAGAGCUUAUAGAAGCCGGAGCUGAUAUCAAUCAACAAGGUAAGUUAAAUACACCACUGACAGCAGCAUGUGGUAGUGGACAUAUGAGUGUAGUGAAGGAGCUUAUAGAAGCCGGAGCUGAUAUCAAUCCACAAGGUAAGUGUAAUACACCACUGACAGAAGCAUGUGAAGGUGGACAUUUGAGUGUAGUGAAGGAAGUUAUAGAAGCCGGAGCUGAUAUCAAUCCACAAGGUAAGUUUGAUACACCACUGAGAGCAGCAUGUGGUAGUGAAUAUAUGAGUGAAAGUAUUGAUACACCACUGACAGCAGCAUGUAAGGGUGGACAUAUGAGUGUAGUGAAGGAGCUUAUAGAAGCCGGAGCUGAUAUCAAUCCACAAGGUAGGUUUGUUACACCACUGACAGCAGCAUGUGAAGGUGGACAUAUGAGUGUAGUGAAGGAGCUUAUAGAAGCCGGAGCUGAUAUCAAUCAACAAGGUUGGUUUCAUACACCACUGACAGCAGCAUGUGAAGGUGGACAUAUGAGUUUAGUGAAGGAGCUUAUAGAAGCCGGAGCUGAUAUCAAUCAGCAAGGUAAGUUUGAUACACCACUGACAGCAGCAUGUCAAGGUGGACAUAUGAGUUUAGUGAAGGAGCUCAUAGAAGCGGGAGCCUAUAUCAAUCAGAAAGGUGGACAUAUGAGUUUAGUAAAGGAGCUUAUAGAAGCCGGAGCUGAUAUCAAUCCACAAGGAAAGUAUUCUACACCACUGACAGCAGCAUGUGUGAAGGAGCUUAUAGAAUCCGGAGCUGCUAUCAAUCAGCAAGGUGAGCUUGAUACACCACUGACAGCAGCAUGUGGUAGUGGACAUAUGAGUGUAGUGAAGGAGCUUAUAGAAGCCGGAGCUGAUAACAAUCAACAAGGUCGGUUGCAUACACCACUGACAGCAGCAUGUAGAGGUGGACAUAUGAGUUUAGUGAAGGAGCUUAUAGAAGCGGGAGCUGAUAUCAAUCAGCAAGGUGAGCUUGAUACACCACUGACAGCAGCAUGUCAAGGAGGACAUAUGAGUGUAGUGAAGGAGCUUAUAGAAGCCGGAGCUGAUAUCAAUCAGCAAGGUAGGUUUGAUACACCACUGACAGCAGCAUGUAAGGGUGGACAUAUGAGUGUAGUGAAGGAGCUUAUAGAAGCCGGAGCUGAUAUCAAUCUACAAGGUGAGUAUACACCACUGACAGCAGCAUGUGAAGGUGGACAUAUGAGUUUAGUGAAGGAGCUUAUAGAAGCCGGAGCUGAUAUCAAUCCACAAGGUAAGUGUAAUACACCACUGACAGCAGCAUGUCAAGGUGGACAUAUGAGUGUAGUGAAGGAGCUUAUAGAAGGUGGAGCUGAUAUCAAUCUACAAGGUGGGUUUCAUACACCACUGACAGCAGCAUGUAGGUGUGGACAUAUGAGUGUAGUGAAGGAGCUUAUAGAAGAAGCUGAUAUCAAUCUACAAGGUGAGCUGACAGCAGCAUGUCAAGGUGGACAUAUGAGUUUAGUGAAGGAGCUUAUAGAAGCCGGAGCUGAUAUCAAUUUACAAGGUGAGUGUCAUACACCAUUGACAGCAGCAUGUGAGGGUGGACAUAUGAGUGUAGUGAAGGAGCUUACAGAAGCCGGAGCUGAUAUCAAUCUACAAGGUGGGUAUAAUACACCACUGACAGCAGCAUGUGAGGGUGGACAUAUGAGUGUAGUGAAGGAGCUUAUAGAAGCCGGAGCUGAUAUCAAUCUACAAGGUGAGUAUACACCACUGACAGCAGCAUGUGAAGGUGGACAUAUGAGUAUAGUGAAGGAGCUUAUAGAAGCCGGAGCUGAUAUCAAUCAGCAAGAUAGUUGUUAUACACCACUGACAGCAGCAUAUAGGGGUGGAAAUAUGAGUGUAGUGAAGGAGCUUAUAGAUGCUGGAGCUGAGAUCAAUCUACAAGGUGAGUAUACACCACUGACAGCAGCAUGUGAAGGUGGACAUAUGAGUAUAGUGAAGGAGCUUAUAGAAGCCGGAGCUGAUAUCAAUCUACAAGGUGAGUAUACACCACUGACAGCAGCAUGUGAAGGUGGACAUAUGAGUGUAGUGAAGGAGCUUAUAGAAGCCGGAGCUGAUAUCAAUCAGCAAGAUAGUUGUGAUACACCACUGACAGCAGCAUAUAGGGGUGGACAUAUGAGUGUAGUGAAGGAGCUUAUAGAAGCCGGAGCUGAUAUCAAUCUACAAGGUGAGUAUACACCACUGACAGCAGCAUGUGAAGGUGGACAUAUGAGUGUAGUGAAGGAGCUUAUAGAAGGCGGAGCUGAUAUCAAUCUACAAGGUGAGUAUACACCACUGAUAGCUGCAUGCAAGGCUGGACAUAUGCGUGUAGUGAAGGAGCUUAAAGAAGCCGGAGCUGAUAUCAAUCUACAAGGUAGGUAUGAUACACCAUUAACUGCAGCAUGUAAGGGUGGACAUAUGAGUAUAGUUAAGGAGCUUAUAGAAGCAGGAGCUAAGAUCAAUCAACAUGGUAAGUUACAUACACCACUGACUGCAGCAUGUGAGAAAGGACAUAUGAGUGUAGUUAAAAAGAUUAUAGAAGCAGGAGCUGAUAUCGAUCAGCAAGGUGGAGAUGAUACACCCCUGACAGCAGCAUGUAAGGGUGGACAUAUGAGUAUAGUGAAGGUGCUUAAAAAAGCCGGAGCUGAUAUCAAUCAACAAGGUAAGUAUGAUACACCACUGACAGCAGCAUGUAAGGGUGGACAUAUGAGUGUAGUGAAGGAGCUUAUAGAAGCUGGUGCUGAUAUCAAUCCUCAAGAUGGGUAUAAUACACCAUUGACAGCAGCAUGUGAGGGUGGACAUAUGAGUGUAGUGAAGGAGCUUAUAGAAGCCGGAGCUGAUAUCAAUCUACAAGGUACGUAUGAUACUCCACUGACAGCAGCAUGUGAGGGAGGACAUAUGAGUGUAGUGAAGGAGCUUAUAGAAGCCGGAGCUGAUAUCAAUCUACAAGGUAUGUUUCAUACACCACUGACAGCAGCAUAUAAGGGUGGACACAGAAAUGUAGUGAUGGAGCUUUUAGAAGCUGGAGCUGAUAUCAAUCCUAAAGGAGAAUGUCAUACACCAUUGACAGCAGCAUGUGAGGGUGGACAUAUGAGUAUAGUAAAGGAGCUUAUAGAAGCCGGAGCUGAUAUCAAUCCUAAAAGAGAAUGUCAUACACCAUUGACAGCAGCAUGUGAGGGUGGACAUAUGAGUGUAGUGAAGGAGCUUAUAGAAGCCGGAGCUGAUAUCAAUCUACAAGGUGAGUAUACACCACUGACAGCAGCAUGUACAGAAGGACAUAUGAGUGUAGUUAAAGUGCUUAUAGAAGCCGGAGCUGAUAUCGAUCAGCAAGCUGGAGAUGAUACACCCCUGACAGCAGCAUGUAAGGGUGGACAUAUUAGUGUAGUGAAGGAGCUUGUAGAAGGCGGAGCUGAUAUCAAUCAGAAAGGGAAGUAUGAUACACCACUGACAGCAGCAUCUAAGGGAGGAUAUAUGAGUGUAGUGAAAGAGCUCAUAGAAGCUGGAGCUCAUAACAUCAGUCAGAUAAGUCAGAAACACCAAUGACAACAGCGGAUGAGGGUGAGAUGUUAUGAAUACUUACUAGAGGUUUAAUAUUUGAAGGAACUGCUACAGACUGGGGCUUAAUAUCAUUUACAAGAGUCCCUUAAUGUACAUCUAAGGAUAGAAUAAAUAUGAUUGUGACAAAUCUGCUAGCACUCAUGUAUGGUAAUUAUAUAUAUAGAGGAAAUCGUCUUUAAUAAAAUUAAGAUUGUAAUCUUUGCAGAAUCGAUUGAUGAUGUAAAGUUUGCAUUUCAUCUGUAACUUUUUUUUGUUUAGAAUGAUUGAUGGACAUAUAGUUUUUAGGUGGAUGAUUUUAUAGAGAUGAUAUUAUUCUCCUGGGUGUGUGGAUUGAUGUUAUUGUCAGGGUAAGGUUCAGCAAGGAUGAUUGUGUGUUAUUUUAGCAUGGUCUGUCUGUUAAAGGUUAAACGAGACAAAUAUUCAGUGAGUUUAGGAUAAGCGAUACUUUUUUUUGAAAUCGUUGCAUGUGUGCAUAUAAGAGUUACGGGUGCUGAAGAAUGUGCGAGACAGUAAAAGAAAGAAUGGUGACUCUGGACAAGAUUAUACUGAUACCGAUAUUUAAAAAAUCGAAGAUUUGUUUGAAUACCUAAAACGUGCUGAGAGGAAGAUAGUGCUGAUUAAAUCAAAGAAAUGUGAAAGUUGAUGUUCUUUAGAAAAAAGUAAUUCCGUAUAGUGUACAUGAAAAAAUUAUAAAAAUAAGAGCUUAUGUCCUGACAUUAUACGCAAUGUUUUACCUACCCUCUCUUUAAAAGGUGUCUUGAAAUUUUGAUUUGUUAUUAUUUACAAGUAUUAAGACUUGCUUCAGAAAGAGAUCAGUCUUUAUUCAGUAUAUGUUGUUUUAUAUUAUAUAGAACGAUUUUACCCUUUCUUCGAACUUUCAGUAGAGCGUGACUUUCUCGGCGCUACGUAAUGGCGAAUACUAGUAGAUUCUCAUGCAUUGGUUUAGCAAUUAAUAAUAUCAGGAACUUAAAAUUGUUGUUGACGACUUAUGACCCACCUCUGUGCCAUGAGAGAACUUAUAAUUGGCUAUUUGCUACACCAGUUGACACUCUGUUGCAUUUCUAUCAAAUGUAUAUUAUUUGACCGUUCAUGGUAGCCUAGUGGUAGAGCGUUCGCUUCGUGAUCGGGAGGCCUGGGUCAGAUUCUCGUUCCCGGCGCCGCGUCAAACCUGAGACGUAAACAUAGGUAGUGACUGUUCCUUCGCCAAGCGCUCGGCAUCAGAAGUGAAAGUCACGGGUCUUUCGGAUAUGACCUUAAAAACGUAGGUCCCGUGUCACGGUAGGCGCUGGCACGAUAAAGAACCCUCACUGCUCAAUGGCCCUGAGUGCGAGUAUAGGUAUCAUUUGAAGCCCUUCACCGGCAUACGGUGACGUCUCCAUAUGAGUGAAAAAUUCUCAGGAGGGACGUUAAACAAUAUACAAUCAAUCAUAUGUAUAUUUCAAUAGUGAAGGGAAGCUGUGUAAAUUUUAGAAGCUAAUUAUGUAACAUCGAGAAUGCCACGCCUUACUGAAAGUCCAAGCUAAGCGUGUAAUGGUCCUAAAUUGUCCAACUCACCAUGCAAAAAAAAACAAGUUAGUGCAUCCACUCUCAUUUUGAAUCAUUCUGCAAAGUUGGAACAAUUUUAGUCACAAAUGGCAUUGAGUGGAAACUGCCAUUCUCUACAAAUAAUUAAAUUUAAGCUGUUCAUUCUUGACAUUAAGAGAAGGAUCAAUUUUUUGAUUCCAUACUUCAAUAUUUUAUGUUAUGGCUGUAAUGCGUCAAUUGUUUGGUUGAAAACAAGUUUGUAUCAUAUGAGAGUUGCUGCAAAAUUGUGUGAAUGCUCAAUUUUCUUUAUUUUUACUCUUUUGUUGCCCUCAAUUGUCUCUCAUGGUUUUUCUUUUCAAGUAUUGUUCAUUUAAUUGUAAAUAUGAUGCAUGAU